AGGGUGAAGUCCAAAGUUCAGUCCCCGCGAGGCCUCGGAUAAAUAUGAACCUGGAGAAUUCCCCCGGCCCAAUGUAAACAGCGGGCAGGGCUGCUUCACCGCGCAGGCCGGGCCGGGGGCCGGGGGCACCGCGGGCUCGGGAGUGGGCUCGGGGCCGGGGCGCCAGGAGCGCGGUGCCCCCGCCGCCGGCUCACGGGCGGGCGGGCGGACGGCCAGGCGCGGGAGGCCGGCCGCGUGGCCGGGCGGCGGAGCCAUGGUGGCCAAGCUGAGCCAGCUGCAGGCCGAGCUGCUGGCCGCCCUGCUGGAGUCCGGCCUCAGCAAGCAGGCGCUGCUGCAGGCCCUGGGCGAGCCGGGGCCCUACCCGCUGGCCGGGGACGGCGCGCUGGGCAAGGCGGAGGCCGGCGGCCGCGGGGAGCUGGCCGCGCUGCCCAACGGGCUGGGGGCGGCGCGGGGCUCCGAGGACGAGACGGACGACGACGGCGAGGCCUUCACGCCGCCCAUCCUCAAGGAGCUGGAGAGCCUCAGCCCCGAGGAGGCGGCCCACCAGAAGGCCGUGGUGGAGAGCCUGCUGCAGGAGGACCCGUGGCGCGUGGCCAAGAUGGUGAAGUCCUACCUGCAGCAGCACAACAUCCCGCAGCGCGAGGUGGUGGACACCACCGGCCUCAACCAGUCGCACCUGUCGCAGCACCUCAACAAGGGCACCCCCAUGAAGACGCAGAAGCGCGCCGCCCUGUACACCUGGUACGUCCGCAAGCAGCGAGAGGUGGCCCAGCAGUUCACCCACGCCGGGCAGGGGGGGCUGAUGGAGGAGCCCACGGGAGAUGAGCUGCCGACCAAGAAGGGACGGAGAAACCGUUUCAAAUGGGGCCCAGCGUCCCAGCAGAUCCUCUUCCAGGCCUACGAGAGGCAGAAGAACCCCAGCAAGGAGGAGCGGGAGGCCCUGGUGGAGGAGUGCAACAGGGCCGAGUGCAUCCAGAGGGGGGUGUCGCCCUCACAGGCACAGGGGCUGGGCUCCAACCUUGUCACAGAGGUGCGUGUCUACAACUGGUUUGCCAAUCGGCGCAAGGAAGAAGCCUUUCGGCACAAGCUGGCCAUGGACACAUACAGCGGGCCGCCGCAGGGGCCAGGCCCGGGGCCCGCACUGCCCGCCCACAGCUCCCCCGGCCUGCCCCCCUCGGCCCUCUCCCCCAGCAAGGUCCACGGUGUGCGCUAUGGACAACCUACAACCAGCGAGGGGGCGGACGUGCCCUCCAGCAGCGGCAGCUCCUUGGUGACAGUGUCCACAGCCUUGCACCAGGUGUCCCCCACAGGCCUGGAGCCCAGUCACAGCCUGCUGAGCACGGAAGCCAAGCUGGUCUCAGCAACCGGGGGUCCUCUGCCCCCGGUCAGCACGCUGACAGCGCUGCACAGCUUGGAGCAGACGUCCCCAGGCCUCGGCCAGCAGCCCCAGAACCUCAUCAUGGCCUCGCUCCCCGGGGUCAUGACCAUCGGGCCCGGGGAGCCUGCCUCCCUGGGCUCCACGUUCACCAACACCGGCGCCUCCACCCUGGUCAUUGGCUUGGCCUCCACACAGGCACAGAGUGUGCCUGUCAUCAACAGCAUGGGCAGCAGCCUGGCCACCCUGCAGCCGGUGCAGUUCUCCCAGCCGCUGCACCCCUCCUACCAGCAGCCGCUCGUGUCUCCUGUGCAGAGCCACAUGGCCCAGAACCCCUUCAUGGCCACCAUGGCGCAGCUGCAGAGCCCCCACGCCCUUUACAGCCACAAGCCUGAGGUGGCCCAGUACACCCACACCGGCCUGCAGACCAUGCUCAUCACCGACACCACCAACCUGAGCGCCCUGGCCAGCCUCACGCCCACCAAGCAGGUCUUCAUCUCAGACGCCGAGGCCUCCGGCGAGUCUGGGCUCCACACGCCGGCGUCUCAGGCCUCCGCCAUCCACAUCCCCAGCCAGGACCCCGCCGGCAUCCAGCACCUGCAGCCUUCCCACCAGCUCAGCGCCAGCCCCCCCGUGUCCUCCAGCAGCCUGGUGUUGUACCAGAGCUCCGAAAACACCAAUGGCCACAGCCACCUGCUGCCAUCCAACCACAGCGUCAUCGAGACCUUCAUCUCCACGCAGAUGGCCUCUUCUUCCCAGUAACCAUGGCAACCACCUCCCAGGGGCUGGCACCUGAAGCCUGCACAGCGACUUGGGGGGUGACCAGGGCAUGAGCCUGCAAACAUCUGCUUCUACAGAGCUGCAGUGUCAGAGGGAGGACUGCUCAGUGCACAAGGGGGCGCUGUGGAGAGCUGGGAGGCAGAGCCUGCUCCUGGCAGGACAGGAGGGCCUGUCCCUGCUGCUCCUGGUAAACCUUGUCACUUCGAAAAGAAGGGGACAGACUCUGGACCCCAGUACAGCCAGCCUGGGCCUCUGGAGAGCCCAGCACUCCCACAGGAGCUGCAGUCCCCGCUCAGGACAAAGCCGUGCAGCUGUGCCUCACUGGGCUCUGAGAGGCCUCAGACCAUCCUGUCCCGAGGCCCUGUCCAGGCCACUCCACCCUGCCCUCUUCCUGCUAUUAACCCAAGGCUCGCCGUUCCCGCCCAGCCCCCUCAGAGAGCAUUCCCAGGGGCUGAUCUGCCCAGGCCUGGAGCUCAGCGCCCAAGCCCUCGAGGAAGCGAACUGAAGGCACCAGGGCUCUCCACUUCCCUCUCCCGGGACCCUGGGAGCGCCUUUCCUGGGACACUUGUCCCCUUGCAGCAUGCCUUCUGUGCCAGCCUGCUGUCUUGCCUCUGCUGAAAAGCCCCCCCUCCCUCAAGGCUAGCAAGUGUCCUUGUUCUGUGGGAGCCUGCGACUCUGGGCCUGGUGCUAAGUCCUGGGCAGCAGCUCCCGGGGCCUCUGGGGCCUGCAGACCCUUCCCUGGUUCGAGAAGCUGCCGAGCUCAGAAGGCAGAGGCCUGAGCAGCUGGCAGAACAGAGGUGCCCAGAGGGAGAGGAGAGAGACGAAGCCAGCAGAGAGGAGUCCCCUGUGUGGACAAGACUGAGGCCUGGGAGCCUGUGGCCUGAGAGACGAGGCGGUCCAGGCAGACGCAGCCCCAAAGAGCCGAGUCCCACCCGAGGAACAAGGUGCCGUCACUGGGGCUCCUGCGUCCUCCCCUCUAAUGUGAGAACCGAGCCCUGUAGACCAGCGGUCACCAACCUUUCAGACCUCACAGACCACUAGUGGUCCAAGAGCCACCAGCUGGUGACCGCUGCUUUGACCACCUCCAUCCUGGGACCAUGAAGAGCCUCCUCCCCUGCAGCUGGCAGCCAGCUAAGGACGAGCCUGUACAUUAUUUAACUUUUAAUAAAGUAAACGAGGAAC
Pipistrellus kuhlii (Kuhl's pipistrelle) is the source of this 3337-nucleotide messenger RNA. RefSeq names its product HNF1 homeobox A (gene HNF1A). The transcript is spliced from 10 exons. NCBI's taxonomy places the organism in Eukaryota, Metazoa, Chordata, Mammalia, Chiroptera, Vespertilionidae. Gene Ontology annotation, molecular function: RNA polymerase II cis-regulatory region sequence-specific DNA binding; DNA-binding transcription factor activity, RNA polymerase II-specific. Gene Ontology annotation, biological process: pancreas development; insulin secretion; positive regulation of DNA-templated transcription. Gene Ontology annotation, cellular component: nucleus. The coding region runs from base 254 to 2137 and encodes 627 amino acids. The record is from RefSeq and is a predicted model, not a curated record.